Colletotrichum truncatum is the source of this 801-nucleotide messenger RNA. Its product is annotated as DNA-directed RNA polymerase III subunit rpc7. Gene Ontology annotation, biological process: transcription by RNA polymerase III. Lineage: Eukaryota; Fungi; Ascomycota; Sordariomycetes; Glomerellales; Glomerellaceae. Gene Ontology annotation, cellular component: RNA polymerase III complex. The record is from RefSeq and is a predicted model, not a curated record.
AUGUCUCGAGGCGGACGAGGCGGAGGACGAGGCGGGCGCGGCGGCCGGACGGGACCUCAGCUGCCAUGGGACAAUGGCGAACACGCGCCCGACACGAGACCCUCGGAGCUCUUCCCUCAAUACAACGUUCCAACCGCAAGGCCCCUCUCCGAUCUCGAACAGGCAAACGUCAACGCCUUCCUCCUCUUCCGCCGCCAGUUCCAGGACGGCCCCUUGUACACCCGUAAGCGCACCUGGGGAAUGGACCCCAUGAACACGAGGAAGCUCUACGGCCAGGAUCAGGUGAAUGCCAAGUACGGCGUGCGUACGCGGGCGACGGCAGACCCAUUCACGGGCGUACAGACGUAUUCUCAAAAGUUCACCCGCGAAGAGAGGGCGCUCCCUGAAUUCGGUGGACGGCCCUUCUGCAAGGAGUUCUUCCCCAAGGAGCUUCACCCGACUCUCGACGGCGACGACGUUGCGCCUGGAGAAAAGAGGCGAGGCGGCGAGGCCAAGAGGUUACGGCUGUCCAAGAUCACGGCGUUGCCUACGGCCGAGGACGUAUUCCAGAUGAAUGAGCAUGAGGAGAUUGGUCCCGACGGUGCCAAGAAGACUUUGGAGGCACUCGAACGUAUUCCCGAGGGCGAAGGCGAGGGUGUAGAGGAAGAAUGGGAAGAGGGUGCUGAGGAAGAGGAGCAGGAUGUGGAAUACGACGACGAGGAUGCCGGUGACUACGACGCCGAGAACUACUUUGACGACGGCGAGUUCGGCGACGACGAUGGUGGAGAUGAUGAUCACGGCGGCCGAGAAGGGUCGUACUGA